UUCCCAUCAUUCCAUGUACGCCGCUGCUGCACGUGUGAUCGAGAGAAAAUUCGCUGCUUUUUUGUGUGUUUGUGUGUGAGGCGGUGAGCUGAAGCUCGUCGCGCGCUUUAAAUACGCGCGCCACGCCACGUGGGGUGGUUAGGCAUCGUCACGGCGCGCGACGCGAUCGGAGAGAGAGAGAGAGAGAGAGAGAGAGCUCGUGUCGUGUGGUGAGGUGAGGGGAUGGGUGGCGAGGCGGAGCGGUGCGCGCUCUGUGGCGCGGCGGCGGCGGUGCACUGCGAGGCGGACGCGGCGUUCCUGUGCGCGGCGUGCGACGCCAAGGUGCACGGGGCGAACUUCCUCGCGUCGCGGCACCACCGGAGGCGGGUGGCGGCCGGGGCGGUGGUGGUGGUGGAGGUGGAGGAGGAGGAGGGGUAUGAGUCCGGGGCGUCGGCGGCGUCGAGCACGUCGUGCGUGUCGACGGCCGACUCCGACGUGGCGGCGUCGGCGGCGGCGAGGCGGGGGAGGAGGAGGAGGCCGAGGGCAGCGGCGCGGCCCCGCGCGGAGGUGGUUCUCGAGGGGUGGGGCAAGCGGAUGGGCCUCGCGGCGGGGGCGGCGCGGCGGCGCGCCGCGGCGGCCGGGCGCGCGCUCCGGGCGUGCGGCGGGGACGUCGCCGCCGCGCGCGUCCCGCUCCGCGUCGCCAUGGCGGCCGCGCUGUGGUGGGAGGUGGCGGCCCACCGCGUCUCCGGCGUCUCCGGCGCCGGCCAUGCCGACGCGCUGCGGCGGCUGGAGGCGUGCGCGCACGUGCCGGCGAGGCUGCUCACGGCGGUGGCGUCGUCGAUGGCCCGCGCGCGCGCAAGGCGGCGCGCCGCCGCGGACAACGAGGAGGGCUGGGACGAGUGCUCGUGUUCUGAAGCGCCCAACGCCUUGGGUGGCCCACAUGUCAGUGACACAGCUCGUCAGAAAUGAUACUUAUGCAGAGGCUUUGUUUGAUCUCUUUUUCUUUUCCCAUUACAAAGAGUGUUAAGUAGAACUAAAUCUCGUGACUAGCCUCUCAAGAAUAUUGGUGUAGUAGAUUUUCUUUCCUUUUCUGUUUGAAAAAAAAGAGGUGGCUACCAAUGCUGUAACUUCACAUAUGUGAUUAGAUGAUAGUGCUAUAGGGAACCAUACAUUGGUCUAAUUAAUUAUUGGUGAUUUGAUUAGACUUGUGAACAAAUUUGUGGCUCA
Oryza sativa Japonica Group (Japanese rice) is the source of this 1206-nucleotide messenger RNA. RefSeq names its product B-box zinc finger protein 32. Gene Ontology annotation, molecular function: zinc ion binding. The record is from RefSeq and is a predicted model, not a curated record. Lineage: Eukaryota; Viridiplantae; Streptophyta; Magnoliopsida; Poales; Poaceae.